Messenger RNA from Anopheles stephensi (Asian malaria mosquito), 961 nucleotides. RefSeq lists its product as uncharacterized. NCBI's taxonomy places the organism in Eukaryota, Metazoa, Arthropoda, Insecta, Diptera, Culicidae. Bases 104 to 823 code for a protein of 239 amino acids. The transcript is spliced from 2 exons. The record is from RefSeq and is a predicted model, not a curated record.
AGGAAUUUGAAAAUUAUAUAAGAGCCUUCACGGGGCGGCUGUUUUGAUAUAGCUAUUGCUCCAUCAUUGAGGCUCGUUUCGCUGCUCGUGACUACAACAAAAGAUGAAGACGUUUGCGUCCUACGCGCUGUGCGUUCUGCUUGCUGCCGUGUCGGUAACGGCGCAGCUGUCGAUGCGCGAGCUGACCCAAAUCACAGAAGAUUUCCGCGUCCGGUUUGACGAGCUGUACGACGACAAGGAUGGAUUCCUCGACCUAACCCGGGUACUGACGCGGGCCGAGCUGAAGGGGCUGAAUGAGGCAACGCUGGAAAAUCUGGCCAACGCGCGCAACGACAUCGAUGACCUGCUGACGGAAACGCGCGAGAAUAUUGCUGCGGCCAUCCUGGAGCCAAACGCGAACGAAGCGUGCCUGCUGGCGCUGGUCGAUACGGUCAUUGCAGAGGGACGUCGGGCGGGCGAGGGCAUGAGCGCCUGUGCCGCGGACAAGAUCACCAUCAAGGAAGGGCUCGGCGAUGAGUUCCGGGCACUGACAAACACGCUCCAGCGCAUCGCGACGGCUGCGUCCGAGUACACGCUGUACACGUUCGCCAUCCACAACUCGUUCACCGAUCCCGAGGACCAUGUGGAAUGGCUGGAGGAGAACUACGAAAAUCAGGUCACGUUCUGGGACAAUGUGGCCCGUCCAGAGGCGCAGGAAGAUUUGGACAAUCUUGAAAUCAACCGUCCCGCUCUGGUUGAGGAAAAUCGCGUCUGCCUGGCGGCAGUCGUUACCAGCCUUAACACCGCCAUGAACAGCGUUCGUCAGCAGAUCAACAGCUGUUAACUGGGACGACAGCAUCCCAUUUCUGCCCUCGAUUGUCCUUUGUCCCAUUUUUUUUUUUCAAUAGCACUGUACCCCUGUGUAUGUGUGUAAACGGUUAUAUACAAUAAAGCACGUAACGUAACAUAUAUGGGCUGGACA